UUUAAAUCUGCGAAAAAGCGAGCGAAAACCAAACACUGAAACUCAGCUCAGAGGAAGAAGAAGAAGAAGAAGAUGGAAAGCCUCUCCCUUACAUGCCGUCUAUCUCCAUCAAAUCUCCGUCUACUCCCGACGGUUUCCGUUAAUGCCGUUAGUAGGAGCUCUACCAUAAGUUUCCCCCGCUUCUCCGCGCGCGCAUUCAAAUCCUCUGCUAUCUCCCCCCGCUUCUCCGCGAGCGCAUUCAAAUCCUCUGCUAUCUCCACUACUUCACUUGAGUUGGAGGAUGCGGUGAAAUUCGCCGAAGCUUCAAAGAACGGGAAUCUCGUGCCGCUCUACCAAUGCAUAUUCUCCGAUCACCUGACACCGGUGCUGGCAUACCGUUGCUUGAUGAAAGAAGAAGAUCGAGAGUCACCGAGCUUUUUGUUCGAAUCUGUCGAGCCGGGUUUCCGAGUGUCGCAUGUUGGACGGUACAGUGUAGUUGGAGCUCAGCCGACCAUGGAAAUCGUAGCAAAGGAGAAUUUUGUGACGAUCAUGGAUCACGAAGAAGGGGUGAGGAAGGAAGAGUUUGCUGAGGAUCCGAUGGUGAUUCCAAGAAGAAUCAUGCAAGAUUGGAGUCCCCAACUCGUUGAUGAACUUCCAGAUGCUUUUUGUGGUGGAUGGGUGGGCUUUUUUUCAUAUGAUACUGUGCGAUACGUUGAGAAGAGAAAGCUGCCGUUUUCAAGUGCUCCCAUGGAUGAUAGAAACCUCCCGGACAUCCAUUUAGGACUAUAUGAUGAUGUCAUAGUUUUUGAUCAUGUGGAGAAGAAAGCUUAUGUAAUUCAUUGGGUGCGGCUAGAUCGGUACUCCUCAGUUGAGAAGGCAUAUGACGAUGGAAAGAAACGGUUGGACGCUUUAGUAUCGAGGGUACUAAAUGUAGACCCCCCGAGGCUAACUACAGGUUCUGUGAAAUUACAUACUCGCCAUUUUAGUCCUUCAUUAAAGAAGCCCUCCAUGACAAGUGAAGCAUACAAGAAGGCUGUUAUGGAGGCAAAAGAACAUAUCAUGGCAGGAGAUAUUUUCCAGAUUGUGUUGAGCCAACGUUUUGAGCGGCGAACAUUUGCUGACCCGUUUGAAGUUUAUAGAGCAUUAAGAGUUGUGAAUCCAAGUCCAUACAUGACUUAUUUACAGGCAAGAGGAUGUAUUCUGGUGGCUUCAAGCCCUGAAAUUCUAACUCGCGUAAAGAAGAAGAAGAUAACUAACCGUCCAUUAGCGGGGACGGUUAGGAGAGGCAUUACAAUCGAGGAGGAUGAGUUAUUAGAAAAACAGCUAUUAAACGAUGAGAAGGAAUGUGCGGAACACAUAAUGUUGGUGGAUUUGGGGCGUAAUGAUGUUGGAAAGGUCUCAAAGUCCGGUUCUGUUAAAGUGGAGAAGCUGAUGAAUGUUGAACGAUACUCCCACGUCAUGCACAUCAGCUCCACGGUUACAGGGGAGUUGUUGGAUCAUUUAACAAGCUGGGAUGCUCUACGAGCUGCGUUGCCCGUUGGAACAGUGAGUGGAGCACCAAAGGUGAAAGCAAUGGAACUGAUAGACCAGUUGGAAACCAAUAGGCGAGGACCAUACAGCGGUGGGCUCGGGGGUGUGUCAUUUACUGGCAGCAUGGACAUCGCGCUCACUCUCCGGACUAUUGUUUUCUCUACCAAUGCCCGUUACGAUACAAUGUACUCCUACAAGGAUAUAAAUAAACGCCAGGAAUGGGUGGCCCACCUUCAGGCCGGAGCUGGCAUUGUGGCUGAUAGUGAUCCUGAUAAAGAACAGAGAGAAUGUGAGAACAAGGCAGCCGCUCUUGCCCUUGCUAUCGAUCUUGCAGAGUCAACGUUCGUUGAGAAAUGUUGAUGCCGGCUAUUUUUUUUUCCGCCGGUUGCAUUUCUCGCCCAGUUGAUCACAGAUUACAAUCACGGAUGGACAAUUUGAGAUGAUAAUGAAUAUAAUAGAAAAUAACAAUGGGAUAAUAUGAAAGGACAGAGAGAAUCAAUUCAAUAUAAUUUUCUUUCAUUUGAUUCAUAUACAUUUGGAAUUUUCUUUUA
Messenger RNA from Magnolia sinica, 2060 nucleotides. RefSeq names its product anthranilate synthase alpha subunit 2, chloroplastic-like. The transcript is spliced from 11 exons. Bases 73 to 1869 code for a protein of 598 amino acids. NCBI's taxonomy places the organism in Eukaryota, Viridiplantae, Streptophyta, Magnoliopsida, Magnoliales, Magnoliaceae. Gene Ontology annotation, molecular function: anthranilate synthase activity. Gene Ontology annotation, biological process: L-tryptophan biosynthetic process. The record is from RefSeq and is a predicted model, not a curated record.